AUAACCCAUAAACCCUUCACUUCAGAGUCUACCCUUCAUUAUUCCCAUUCAUUCUAAAACCCUCAUUCUGAUUUCGUUCAGUGCGAACUCAUAUCAAACACCAUGAGUGCGUUCCCCAACGGUUCCAACUCGAACUUGGACAACCUGCUCCUACAAACCAUGAUGGGCAGGCUCCAGCUUCGAGCUCCGAUCAACAACCCUUUGGUUACGCAGUCUCUCGAGGACUUCCUAUUCAACGACCUCGACGAGGACGACGCGGACGAAGAGAGCUUCGAAGGGAAGUCGGAUCUGGCGAGGGAGGAGGCUAAGCUGGAGAAGGAAGUGAUCAAAAUCAUCCUCAGCGGCAACGGCGAAUCCCUCUUGAAACCCAAUUCGGGCCAGGCGGUGUCUGUUCGGGACCACCACAUCUGCGUCGGGUUUCAAGACGAAGAGGCUUCUGGGUAUCGCGUGUGGGAGUGGCACGGCCACAUCAUGGCUUUCGACGAGGAAUUCGGUUACAAUCCUGAGUAUAUAUACGGUAAUUACUUUCAGUGGUUUAAGCCUAGACCUGGUUGUGCCUCUGCUGCUGUUGCGGAUCCUGUUGGGAAGAAAGAGGAAGAGGAUGAGGAGGAGGAAGAGGAGAAACAGGAGAACCAGGGUUUGAGGGAGUUGAUUGAGACCAAGGAUUCCGCCGAUGCUCGCAUUCUUCACAGGAACAUAAACGCGGCUUCUCCUAGCCUGACAGGUACAAGAUAAGAAUUGAUCCUUUAUCAGAAAUCAAGUUCAAAGAGUUGCCAGCAGAGGCCACAGCCAGCCAGCAUUUCAUUUCCUUUGCUCCGCAAAUAUUGAUUUCUUCUGCUUUUCACAGACUAAAUCUCAGAAGACCGCAUCUAGGGAUCUGUUUGAGCUUUAAAUUACAUACUGUAAAGGAUGUGAGACAGAGAUGCUCACAAUAAUGAAUUAUCUUUGCUCAGUUUUUUUAGUCUUAGAGCAAAUUUUUGUUUCUCCCAUUUGCACUAAAACUAGCUGUUGUGAUGGUAGAUGCUUGGCUUAUGGGUAGAAAUGAGUUAGCUUUAUUUAAUUGGUCUAAAGCAUUUUAUAAAGUUGGUCUAUUUAAAAGCUUAAAA
Vigna radiata var. radiata (mung bean) is the source of this 1106-nucleotide messenger RNA. RefSeq lists its product as uncharacterized. The record is from RefSeq and is a predicted model, not a curated record. NCBI's taxonomy places the organism in Eukaryota, Viridiplantae, Streptophyta, Magnoliopsida, Fabales, Fabaceae. Bases 103 to 735 code for a protein of 210 amino acids. The transcript is spliced from 2 exons.